GUGCUGCCGCGCAGUUCGUUUGUCGCGAUCGUUGCGCUUACACGACGAAGAGCUUUGCAUAGCGUUUACAUUACAUUUCACACACAUACCAACAACAGCAAACAGACAAUAUUUAACAGCGGGCGCAUCUAUACAACGUGACAUAACGACAUAAUAUUGUGAUUGCUUGGCUCAGCGCCAUAUGAGCGACUGCUACGAACUGACUCCCCCCCUUUCCAUCAUCGCGCACACACAACGGUAGUCCCCCUUCACUUAAUUGAAGUGUGUGUUAAAGUUUCUUUUUUUUUUCGUUGCGCCAGUGUGUGUGAUGUUUUCAUGAACGCGUUCGUGAUCUUUGAAGCAAAACACAGCUGUCUGUUUUUUACCGCAAAACCAGCAGCAACAACUAUAGAUAGUUGUUGUUUCUGCCGACGUCAUGCCAACAAACUGCCAGUAGCAGUCAAUUUAUGUAAAGUGAAAACGUUCAACAGAUACACGUAUGCGUACCUUCAUAUAUACAUAUAUAACGUAUAUACAUAUACAUAUACAUAUACCAAUACGUACAGUUUUGUGAGGCAGCAGAAAACGUAACUUGUUCAUACCGGUUUUACAUGCACUGGCCAUGCUCAAAUACGGCUGCUAUGGAUCCAAUUUUCUUCUCACCCACUAAUGGAAUACCCUCUGAGAGUAAACUCGCCACUUAUAUGAAUCGACAGAAUAUUGCCACAACGACGACGGGCUACGUCAAUGGCAAUGGUAACGUUAACGGUAAUGGGUUCUCACUCCUUAACUUGGACUCGCCCCUAGCAGUUAAUAAAAAGUCUCAGGUAACGCCACAAUCGCCCGAAUUCAUUCCAGCGCGCAUCAAUUCGUCUCCCAACUUUUACGCACCAUAUCACAUGAAUAAUGGCCUAAACGGCGUCAAUGGGUUAACAGCCGCAGCAGCAGCAGCCGCCGCCGCAGCAGCAGCAACCGUUGCAGCCACUCAGUCCACAUCAUCGGUGGCAGCCGCUGCAUCCGUGAGCAUAAGCAAGACGGUAAAUGGCAGCAACUCUUCCAUACUCUCAAUGCAAAAAACCACAAGCGUCUCCACGGUGUCACAGCAACAACAACAACAGCAGCAACAGCAACAACAACAACCGCAGAAACAACAGUCACAAGCAACAACGGGGGGAAGUGGAACGAACUCGUCGGCGCCGAUAGCAAUUAGUGGCAGUGCACCGCCAAAUCCCGCAGCGGCGCCAUUUGUCAGCAGCAUGUCCCAGCAGACGCCGCUGAAGGCGCGCAAUGCGAUGAUGCGACAGGAUUCGCCCACGGCGGCGCUAAUCGGUGGCGAAAAGUCGCCACCACACGGCAUGACACCGCACGGUGCCUCGCCCAUACCCACAACAUUGCCAGCGAGCGUGCAUCAAGAAAAUGUCGGCGGCACCAUCUACUUUUAUCCCACUGGCAAUGGAGCCAACAAUCAGCCCGUGGUCAAUUCGGUUGUGGUGGAUGCUGCGCAUCCAGCUCAUCCGGCUCACCAUGGCGUUGUCAAUGCGGUUGCCCCUCUGAGUGCUGUGCCGCCGCAACUCAUGUAUGCUGGGGGACAUGUGUAUCCGGGACCAGCGUCCAAUGUGAUCGCCAUGCAACCGAAGACGCAACUCGAGUCCGCAUUCUUUAUGCCCGACGAGCUGCGCAGCGAUCUUCUUGCCCGCAACGAGAUCUCCAAUCUGAUCAUGGAUGCUGCGGAGGCGGCACAACAUGCUCUGCCCCUCGAGGUGGACAACUAUCAUGCCCUUUAUCCCUUGGAGCCGCCGGUGCAGCCGAUGCACACCAAAUUAACGCUGCCAGCGAGCACUUACCGGGCCACGCACAAUAGCACGGGAUUCAAGUACUGUCUGAGAAGAUUACACGGCUUUCGCUUGCAGUCCACCAAGUGCAUGACGCUUGUGGAGAUGUGGAAGAAACUGCAGCACACGAAUGUGGUGCAACUACGCGAGGUGUUUACAACAAAAGCAUUUGGUGAUAACUCAUUAGUAUUAGUUUACGACUAUUAUCCCGGCUCACAGACCUUGCUAGCCAAAUACUUUACGCCAACGCCAGACACCAACGGCUACACAGAUCCAUUCCAAGGCGAGGCGCGCCCCUUCAGUCAUAAGAGCAACUUGCAGCGCACAAACAAUGGACCUCUGCUGCCGGAAUCGACCAUUUGGUCCAUCAUCAUGCAACUUACCGCCGGCUUACGGGCCAUACACCAGGCGGGAUUGGCCUGCAAAAUAUUGGAUCCCACGAAGAUUAUAGUAACCGGCAAACGUGUGCGCUUUAGCUCCUGCUGCGUUUCGGAUAUCACGCAGUUUGAUCCGAAUGCGGCAAAUCCUUUGGCUUUGGUCAACAUGCAUCAGCAGGAUGAUCUUACCGCUUUGGGUCGUUUAGUAUUAGCGCUGGCCUGUCGCUGUCUGCAGUCGGUGCAGCGCGAUAAUGUACAGUCCAGCAUUGAUAUGGUGACCCGCAACUAUUCCACCGAUCUACGUAAUUUUAUUGUUUACCUCUUCACCACGAAUAACCGCCGCACUGUAACGGAUCUGAUGCCCAUGAUUGGUGCACGUUUCUAUACGCAACUGGAUGCACUGCAGGCCCAAGUGGACAUGCAGGAUGAUGAGCUGGCCAAGGAGAUGGAGAACGGUCGUCUAUAUCGCAUACUGGUCAAACUGAACAGCAUCAACGAGCGACCCGACUUCAACCUGGACUGCACUUGGUCAGAGACUGGUGAUAGAUAUAUGCUGAAAUUAUUCCGUGAUUUUUUAUUCCAUUCCGUCACUGAGGAUGGCCGACCCUGGCUGGAUCACGCACACAUUGUACAAUGCCUCAACAAGCUGGAUGCUGGCUCAAUCGAGCGUGUGCAACUCAUGUCACGCGAUGAGCAAUCGGUACUAAUUGUCUCCUAUGCUGAACUCAAGAAUUGUCUGGAGAACGCCUUCUCCGAACUGAUGAGCGCGGCCAACUGAAGAGCUCCUCAAAACGAAAACAACAAAACAAUAACAACAACAACAACAACACUACUAUCAUCAUUUUAAACAUGAACAGUACGAAACACGCGCAGCUCAUUUUGCCACAUCUAUUGUCCGUAGUCCCUACCUCUUCCCUUCCGAUAAACUCAACUCGACCACAAGUAACUACAAUUAAAUGGUUUAUAAUAUAACAAAACAAAACAAAACGAAAAAAAGAAAAGAAAGAAACAUUCAUUAUAACUAAGACAUUUUUAGGCGAAUGCCACAAGUAAAACAUAAUAAUAAAUAAAGAAACCAUUAAAUUAAAAUAAAUAAACAUAAUCUACAUACGCAGAUUUAUAUUGUUAAGCCAAGCAAAAAGAUAAAAGAUAAACGUAUACCUAAACAUAACGAUAACGAUAAAGAUAAAGCUAAACAACAAAAACAACAACAAAAGAAUGGAAGGCAAACAACAACUGAUAUCCAAUGUUAUGUUAGAUCUUAACUACAUUUUAGGCAUUUAAACUUACACGAAAAACAAAACAAAACAAAAAACCGAAACAACAACAUCAAAUAAACCAACAACAACAACAAACAGAAAAGGAGCAACCACUUUUUGAAAACGAAAUCUCUCCAGAAAAAAGAAAACAAAAAUACAAAAAAAUGUAAACGAAAGAAAAAAAACUGUAAAACAAAAAAAACUGGCAAAAUUUGUUGAAACGAAACAAAAACUUAAAAAAAGAAACAUACGAAAAUGAGCAAAAAAAAAAAGAGAAAGUUGAUCUAUUUUUACAGAGAAGAGAAAGAAAG
This is a messenger RNA of Drosophila nasuta, 3758 nucleotides long. RefSeq names its product Poly(A) specific ribonuclease subunit PAN3 (gene PAN3). Gene Ontology annotation, cellular component: P-body; PAN complex. Gene Ontology annotation, molecular function: poly(A) binding. NCBI's taxonomy places the organism in Eukaryota, Metazoa, Arthropoda, Insecta, Diptera, Drosophilidae. Gene Ontology annotation, biological process: nuclear-transcribed mRNA poly(A) tail shortening; mRNA processing. The record is from RefSeq and is a predicted model, not a curated record. The transcript has 13 exons. Bases 591 to 2966 code for a protein of 791 amino acids.